Molecule: messenger RNA, 473 nt
Organism: Staurois parvus
Lineage: Eukaryota; Metazoa; Chordata; Amphibia; Anura; Ranidae
Source: the annotation of a GenBank genome assembly
CAGCGGAUCACCGAUCAACAGAAAGAGCUGAAGAUGUUGGCUCGGUCAUGUGAUCAGCUGUGUCCAAUCACAGCUGAUCACAUGAGGGGACAUGUACACUGAUCAUUAGAGCACUGAUGAUCAGUGUGCCCUGAUGAUCUGUGUAGCCCCGGCAGAGCCACCUGUCCGUGUCCAUCAGUGCCAGCUGUCAGUGCUCAUCCAUGCCACCUGCCAGUGCCCAUCAGUGCCACAUCAAUGCCACAUUUCAGUGCCUGCCAGCGCACAUCAAUGCCACAUAUCCGUGCCCAUCUGAGCUGCCUUUCAGUGCCACCAAUCAAUGCCAGUCAGUGCCGCCUAUCAGUGCCCACCAGUGGUGCCUAACAGUGCCAGUCAGUGCCACCUUAUCAGUGCCAUAUAUGAGUGCUGCCUUUCAGUGCCCAUCAGUGAUGCCUGUCAAUGCCCAUCAGUGCCAACUACCAGUGCCGUCUAUCAGU